CUCUCCACAUAGUCAGACAGACGACGGGAGCGCGAGCCGGAGGCCGGACGGUUGGUUGGGAGAAGUUUGGCUCCUAACAGUGAAUAUUGUUUAAGUUUAGUAAGUUUUAUCGCUGGUUGUUUUAGUUUAAAUGCUGGUUUAGAGUGAGCGGUGAUGAAGCCGGCUAUUACAGCAGAGCAGAUAACCAAGUGGUUCACUAUCGGAGCUCAGUUUGCUAAUGUGAGAAUCACUGAUGAACCGAAGAAAGAGAGCAGAGCUGAUUCAGUCAGCGAGGGAAAGGGGCCUGAUCAGAGCAGUCCGCUGAAGGACCAGGGAGGACCGAGGAACCGGAGGGCUGAACUACCCACAGGUCUAGGAAGUCCUCCUCCACCUCUGGCCAGCUACCAAUAUCCAGCCUUGCCCAUCACCAAGAACAGACAGGAGCUGAUCUCUCUGAUAGAGAAUAACUCAGUGGUGAUAAUCCGUGGUGCAACAGGCAGUGGUAAAACAACGCAGCUGCCUCAGUUUAUUUUGGAUUAUUAUAAUGAGAAGAAUGCCUGCUGUAACCUGGUGGUCACUCAGCCCAGAAAGAUCGGAGCCUCCAGCAUUGCACGCUGGGUUGCACGUGAACGCAAAUGCACGCUGGGAAGCCUGGUGGGGUAUCAGGUCGGUUUGGAGAAGAUGGCGACAGAACACACCCGCCUUAUCUACAUGACCACGGGAGUACUGCUGCAAAAACUGGUGUCAGCAAAAAGCCUCACAGAGUUUACACACAUCUUUAUAGAUGAGGUGCACGAAAGAACGGAGGAGUUGGACUUUCUGUUACUGGUGAUCAGAAAACUCCUACAUUCCAACUCUCGAUAUGUGAAGGUGAUUCUGAUGUCUGCUACAAUAAACUGUGCAGAAUUUGCAGAAUAUUUCGGAACCCCAGUGCGUAAUCGGAUAAACCCAGCAUAUGUGUUUGAGGUGGAAGGUGCGCCGUACACGGUGGAGGAGUUUUACCUGGAUGAUAUCCAAAACACCCUGUGCUUGAAAGUGGACACCCCUCACCCUGAUGAGCCCAACAUUUCUGCAGACAUGUAUAAUGUUGCUGUCAGCCUCAUUCAGAGCUUUGAUGAGAUCGAGGCCAAAGAUCAAAGUCGUUCAGCUCAGGAUGUGAGUGCAUCUCUUCCAGAAAGAGGCAGUGUGUUGGUGUUUCUCCCUGGACUGGCUGAGAUUCAGUACAUGCAGGAGGCUCUCUCCAAACUCGUCCGCAAAAGGCUGCAGGUUUACCCACUGCAUUCCACUGUGACUCUAGAGGAACAGAAUGGAGUGUUUCUGGUUCCUGUGCCUGGAUAUAGGAAGAUCAUCCUGUCCACCAACAUUGCAGAGAGUUCAGUCACAGUGCCAGAUGUGAAAUAUGUGAUUGACUUUUGCCUGGCACGUCACCUUGUGUGUGAUAAAGAGACAAACUACCAGUCUCUCUGUCUGACCUGGGCGUCCAAAACCAACUGUAACCAGCGCAGAGGACGAGCUGGUCGAGUGUCUAAGGGCUUUUGUUAUCGCUUGGUGACACGAGAGUUUUGGAAUAAGGAAAUUCCGGAUUAUGCCGUGCCAGAGAUGCUGCGUUCUCCAUUGGCCAGUAUCGUGCUGAAGGUAAAGAUACUGAACAUGGGUGACCCUCGCACUCUGCUGUCCACCGCCCUGACCCCCCCGAACCUCACCGACAUCAAGAGGACCAUCCUGCAGCUCAAAGAGAUGGGAGCUCUGUCAGUGAGCAGCAGCAGUUUUGAUGGUGAUCUGACGUUUCUGGGGCGUGUUCUAGCUAACCUGCCGGUAGAUCUACACCUGGGGAAGCUGAUUGUACUGGGACACGUCUUCGGCUGUAUGGAGGAGUGCCUCAUCAUCGCCGCAUCUCUCUCGCUGAAGAGUUUCUUUGCGAUGCCGUCUCUGCAGCAGCUGGCUGGUUACCGGAGUAAGCUAGCCUUCGCUCAUGGUGUUCCCAGUGACUCCAUCGCCUUUGUCAAUGCCUUUAAGGCCUGGCACACAUCCAGAGCCAAAGGAGAGUUCAGGCAUCCAAAGGAUGAGCUGGAGUGGGGCAAAGAAAACUGCAUCCAGAUUAAACGAAUCAGAGAGGUGGCUGAGCUGCGUGAGGAUUUGACAAAGAGAGUGAAUCAAUUCAACAUGAACAUCACAGAGAGCUCCUCUCCAUUAGACUACACCAGCAUGCACAAACAGAGAUUCAUACUGCAGGUGGUGAUUGCAGGAGCAUUCUACCCAAACUACUUCAUCCAGGGGGCUUUAGAUGAGGAGCUGGCUUCUAAAGAACUGUCAGGAAAUGACCCCAGGACCACAGUACUGGUGCGAAAUCUGCCUCCUUUUGCAUUUCUCUACUACAAACAGCUGCAGUCUCUCUUCAGACAGUGUGGUCAGGUGAAGUCUAUCGCCUUCGAUGGCUCCAGGGCAUAUGUGGAGUUCUACCGCUCAUCUUUGAGGGGUUCUGGAGUUCUUCCAGAAGUGUCCCUGUCUCUGCUCCUCUCUCAGCAGAGGCUUCCUCUUCAGCUGCAGGUCCAUCCAGCAGAAGAGGUUGAGGCUCGGGCUAAGGGCAGGGCCCUUUCAUACCUCAAAUAUGCACGAGUGAAUGUGGAUUUUCAGAGCCAGACUGUGCACCCUGUUGGAGUCCUGAGCAGCAGCAUUGAGCCGGAAAAGCUGCCCCCUAAACAAGUCUUCAUCAUAAACAUCACAGAGGUGGUGGAGGUGGGUCACUUCUGGGGUUUCCAGGCAGAUGAGGCCAGCAUGGAGAAGCAGAGGCAGCUAACCACAGCGAUUAAUCAGCUGCGGCUCCGGCCUGUCCCCGUGUCUCUGUACCCCAACCUGCUGUGCCUCGCACCAUUCCGCGAUAUACACACUGAUACAGAACCCGAAAACUACUACAGAGCCAAAAUACUGCACAUACUGGGGACCAAUGUAGAGGUGUUUUUUCUGGACUAUGGGAACACCUCUCGUGUGCCUUGUGACCAUCUGAGAGAACUUCCUGCUGAUCUGUUGACUCCACCCUUUCAGGCACAGGAGUUUGUUGUGGCUCGUAUGGCUCCUUCGGCCCAGUCCAUGAUCCUGGGAGAUCAGUGGAGCAGUCAGGCCAGGAACCGCUUCAUUACGCUGGUCAGCGGACACUCGCUCAUCGUCUCCCUCUACUCCAUCCUGCACGGAGUCAUGCGCGUUGACCUUUACGUCUCCAUGGAAACGGGGGACGCCAGUGUGGCCGACUUGCUGGUGCAGGAGGGUCACGCCCGAUACACCGAGGAGAGCUUUGAGAGUCAGCAGUCACAUGAUGUGUUGGUGGGUCUGUAUCAGGACCUGAAAGAGGGCACCUUCACCCCAAGCUCUACUAGUAGUUCUUGGCAGAGCAGGAAGGACGAGGAGAAGCAGCUCAUUGAUGCUCUGCUGCUCUCCUUUUCCAAAAGCAGCCACAGCGCCCCCAAAUGCAGGGUCCCUGUGCACGGCCCCUCCAGCCCUCAUAAGGUUGCCUUCCACUGCAUGAGUGGGAUCACGAUGUGCAGGUCGGUUAGUAUAGAGCGGGACAGUAUAAACUCAGUGUUGGUGAAUGACCAUCCGCAGGACAGUCAUGAGAGAAUGCUGGUGGCUGCAUUCGUUUCACUCAGCUCAUCAGGUUCACGUAUACUACUGAAAGAAACAACGCUGAUGCCUCAUAUCCACGGCCUCCCUGCCCUCAUCACCAUGCUCUUCACCCCCAUCAUGGAGUUGCGUACUGACAAAGAGCGAACCUGCUUCACUGGAGCUCUGUGUGGUCUAGGAGCAAAAUCCAGCUCUGAGGAGGGCGUGCUGCUUGAGCACGACAUUGAGCUGGCUUUCGACGUCAAGUUUGACGUUGAGGAUAUUACAGAGAUAAAUGCACUGAGAGGGGUGAUGAACAAGUUGACAUGUGAAGGUCUGAAUGGUCUCCUGAACUUGGGUCAGGAGCGGAUCAGCUGUCUGCAGGACGAAGCUCGGGAACGGCUCAUCAGGCUCUUUUGUAAAUCUCCCUCGAGAGAGGAUCGCCCUGCAGAUUAUUACGACAAAGCAAAGAAAUGGAAUCAGGUUGACCCGUCCCAGCAGAUGGAGGUUGUCCAGAAGGAAAAGGACAGAGCUACUGGGCUCCUGUUUCAGCUGCAUCCUGUAACUCUGCUGAACAUGUGAGAGUCUGUGUUACUGUAGUUUCAUGUUUCAGCCCUGAUUAUGGUGUUAUUAAUCUAUUGGUUCUGUUUGGAUUGGAGAUUUGCAGUUAGAGACUAAUCAGAACAGAUUAGAUUUGUUUCUGUAUUGUUGCUUGUUUGAGUUGUGCUGUGGUGACAGCCUCUGCCACGAGAUGGCAGUGUUUAAGUUAUUUAAUAAAGGAUGUGUUUAUCUCUC
Messenger RNA from Astyanax mexicanus (Mexican tetra), 4368 nucleotides. RefSeq names its product tudor domain containing 9 (gene tdrd9). Gene Ontology annotation, molecular function: ATP binding; RNA binding. The transcript has 35 exons. NCBI's taxonomy places the organism in Eukaryota, Metazoa, Chordata, Actinopteri, Characiformes, Acestrorhamphidae. Gene Ontology annotation, cellular component: intracellular anatomical structure. Bases 154 to 4155 code for a protein of 1333 amino acids. The record is from RefSeq and is a predicted model, not a curated record.